UCCUCAGCAGAACUGCAGGUUUUGUUAUACCUGAUCUCAAGGCUCCAUAAAAGUGAUUCAUUACAAGAACUUUACAGACUAAGAGAAGAAUCGGAGUAUGUAAAGCUACAUAUAGACGAUGAUAUGUUUAUUGUCAUGCUCAGGGUUGUGAGGGAUCUAGGAUGCCGCCCAUCACUCCCCCGUGGCGAAACGCAGGGGAGAUCAGAUGCGGAGAUAUACCUCCGCUAAACAAAAGGGGCUCGACGGGCAACACAACGUAGACCGGCCACUGAGCAUGGCUAAUUGUAGGCCACAGAAGCGUCAAGGAAGUCUACCGAUCAGAACAAGGAUGAAGGAAGGGUGAAAUACUUGAGCUUGUCGAGAAAAACACACGUUCACUCAUUUUAGCAGAUACUGGUUCCGGAAAGUCAACACAAGUGCCUCAGAUGAUACUCGACGACGCUAUCGCUAGGGCUCUGGAACCGAGUGCAACAUUAUCUGCGUUCAACCUCGUAGAAUGGCAGCGACCUCACUGGCAAAGCGUGUGGCGAAAGAAAGAGGAGAAUCACUUAGAUGCUCCGUUUGGUAUCAAAUUCGAUUCGAUUCUCAGAUUCCCACAAGACCAGGUUCAAUCAUGUAUUGCACGAUAGGUUCUCUCCUGAAUAUGCUGAAUUCCACGUUCUAUCUGGACUCCUUCUCCCAUACAAUCCUGGAUGAAGUCCACGAACGAGCUCUUGAACUCAUGCUCUUCCUGAGAAAAUUUGUUGAUCGACAUCAAGCACUCGGAUUGAAGGAACCUAAGAUUAUUGUGAUGAGUGCAACUCUUGAUACCGAUCUUUUCGCCUCUUAUUUUCAAAAUCCGUCGAAAGACGGAGGUCAUCUGCCUGCUCCACAUGUUCAUAUUCCCGGUCGCGCUUUUCCUAUGGGCAAACAUUACCUAGAUGAGAUCAUUGUAUCUUUAUUCAAGGCUUACUCUCCGCAAGCGCGGUCAUUAUUGGUUCAUGAACCCCAGACAGCGAAAUAUUUGAGAAGGUAUAAUCUUCUAACAAUACCAGAACACCCGGAUUCUGAUGAAAGAGAGAACGAUGGAAAUCAGCAUUCGAAUAAUCCAACUGUGUCACAAGUAAUUCCACCUGUUUAUGGAGAGGAAGGCGCUUUGAUCCCGAUAGGCUUGAUAUGUGCCGUUAUCUGCUAUAUUUUGUCUAGUACUGACAAAGGCUCUAUUCUAGUCUUCCUCCUAGGCUUACGGCACAUCAUGAAUGUUGAAACUGUAAUUCGGAAAUAUGGAAAGGUUUUGGGCUGUGACUUUUCUGAUGAAGGUCGUUACAGAAUCAUGCAACUCCAUACGAACCUUGCCGAUAGCGAGAAGGAGCUCUUCAGUCCGGCCACGCCAAAUCACCGCCGAAUUAUCCUGUCUACCGACGUGGCGGAGGCUUCCAUAACUAUUUCAGAUGUAAAAUUUGUAACCGAUACGGGCAAGGUAAAUCAAAGAAUAUAUGAACCACGGUCAAAGACUGCCCGGCUCGCAUGUUGCCGGAUAAGCCAAUCUAGCUCUGCUCAGCGCGCGGGCAGGGCUGGCAGAGUUCAAGAAGGAGAGUACUUUGCUCUUUUUACGAAGGAUAUGCACAAGUCUUUCCGCGUCACCAGAUUCCCAGGAAUGAUGCAGGAAGACUUGCAGCAGACGGCUUUGCAAGUGAAACGAGCAGCGUUCGCUUCCUCUAUUCAGGACACUCUACGAGACUCCAUUGAACCCCCGGACGAGGCCAAGGUGGACUUGGCAGUUAACAACUUGCAGCUUAUGGGAGCUUUGGAUGAGCGAGAGGAGCUUACUUCUCUCGGUGACGUUCUUUCAGAAUUUCCUCUUGACCCAUGCUGUGCAAAGCUGGUAUUGCUGGACGUUAUAUUUCGCUGUCUUGAUCCACUUCUCAUUAUCAGGUCAACCGGGGGUGAUCAAUCUCUCUUCUGCUCAUCAGCAAACCAAGAGGCACGUAAAGAAGUGCAUAGAUCUCGUGUCUCCCGAAACACCUGGAGUGACCACCUGAGUGCGGUUAACGCAUUCAAGGCGACCCGUGAUGUCUGGUAUCGAAUGGAUCGUGCAAGCGCAUUCAAGUUUGCAGUAUCCAAGCACAUACGUUUCGACCGUGUCUGCGAAGUACUACAUUCUUCCCGUCAUACACUCCGGUUCCUGGCUAAGAAAAGGCUUAUCCCUUGGCAUGCACGUCUGGAUGAGAAUGUUCAGUUUGGAGGCGCCGAUUUAAAUACCAAUUCUUGGCGUGUCCCACUUAUCAAGGCGUUGUUAUAUCAUGCCGCGUAUCCCAACCUUGCAGCUCCUUCAUCUGCCUCGCGCCGACGUUAUUUCACCAAGACUAAUGACGUAACGCACAUGUCGCCCUCGUCUGUCAACUACGCAAGACGGCCAAGGUGCUUAUUCUUAUUCGAUUCACUCAACAAGCCUUCUUUGGUGGACACAUCAUUUCUAAUGCAAACUUCACAUGUCACGCCGCUCGCUGCUUGCAUUUUGGGAGGGCGACUCCAAGGGAGUGGCCGCAAAGUACACAUGGACUUAUGGCUAGACUUCCUUGUCCAAGCUAAUAACAGGCCGAAGGUGACCGUGCGGCUAGGUUACUGGUCGAACUUCGAAAGACCUUACUAAUGACACUCGAUGCAGCUUUCAUAAUCCUACGCUGCCCAGAAAACCAUAUACCAGACACAGGCCAGGAUACGAGCUCGAGUAGAU
This is a messenger RNA of Aspergillus alliaceus, 2716 nucleotides long. Its product is annotated as P-loop containing nucleoside triphosphate hydrolase protein. NCBI's taxonomy places the organism in Eukaryota, Fungi, Ascomycota, Eurotiomycetes, Eurotiales, Aspergillaceae. Gene Ontology annotation, cellular component: intracellular anatomical structure; nucleus. The transcript is spliced from 2 exons. The record is from RefSeq and is a predicted model, not a curated record. Gene Ontology annotation, molecular function: RNA binding. The coding region runs from base 497 to 2632 and encodes 711 amino acids.